UUCUCCCCGCCCCUCCUCGAGUGGUGGCGACGGACCAAUAGAACGAGGCAGAGGGCGGGUUUCCGCGAUGCGGCAGCCAAUGGGGGCAGGGGGGCGUGGCGGAGUGGGGACGGUUCGCGGCCUGGCACGGACGGGAAGCGCCGCGCAGUUUGCAGCUCUGCGAAGCGGCCGGUGGGCCCCUGCCAGCCCGGCACCAUGAACGUCUUCAACCGAAACAUCAACUUUGACGCCCUCUUCAAGUUCUCCCACAUCUCGGCCUCCACCCAGGAGCACCUGAAGAAGGUCUAUGCCAGCUUCGCUCUCUGCAUGUUCGUGGCGGCCGCGGGCGCCUACGUCAACGUGGUGACCCACCUCUUCCAGUUCAGCCUCCUGACCGGCCUGGGCUCCCUGGGGCUGAUGAUCUGGCUGACGGCCACCCCGCACAGCCGCGAGACGGAGCAGAAGAGGCUGGGGAUGCUGGCCGGCUUCGCCUUCCUGAUGGGUAUCAACCUUGGACCCCUCCUGGAAAUGUGCAUCUCCAUCAACCCCAGCAUCAUCCCCACCGCCUUCCUGGGCACCGCCACCAUCUUCGCCUGCUUCUCCCUGAGCGCCCUGUACGCCCGGCGCCGCAGCUUCCUCUACCUGGGAGGUUUCCUGCUCUCCGGCCUCACCCUGAUGCUUCUCUCCUCCCUGGUUAACGCCUUCAUGGGAUCCACUUGGCUCUUCACGGCCAACCUCUACCUGGGGCUGAUGGUCACCUGUGGCUUCGUGCUCUUCGACACGCAGCUCAUCAUCGAGAAGGCGGAGAGCGGGGACAAGGAUUACAUCUGGCACUGCAUCGAUCUCUUCCUCGACUUUGUCAACAUCUUCCGGGAUCUCCUGAUGAUCCUGGGUGUGACCGAGAACAAGAAGAAGGCGAAGAAGUGAAGCAGCUCCAGGCCGAGGUGGAGCUGUCCCCGUCCAGGUCCCCGUGUCCCCACCCUGUCCCUCUCCCGUUCAUUAAAGGGGUUGCGCUUUGCUGCCGCUGAACGGCAGCCGGAAGCUUUCGCACCUUGUGGGUUUUACUCUCGUUUCGCUUUUCUUUGAUUAGAAACCGGCCACUUUGUGGCUCCCGCUGGAGUUCAGCUCCCCCCCCACCCCCCCCGAGCCCCAUCCCUCGCUCAGAGGUUUGUCCCCAGCCCCACGGGUGACACGUCCCCACCUCCCCCUUGCGCCGGCAGCCGGGAUGUCCCCCCACCCAGGCGGCCGUGGGCCCCCCCGUGCCAGCUAGGGGGUGGGUGGUGGGACCCCCCAAAGCCAAACUCAAGGGGAGGAGCCUCCUCUGCUUCAGCACCAGUGCCAAGAAACACCAACGGCAAAGAAACCGCGGCGUGGGCUGAGCCGCCGGUGGGGCCGAAGGGUUUGGUUCCCAGCUCUCCCCCCAUCCCGCCGCCUCUUUGUACCGGGACGAUUCAAUAAAAACGCUCAAAAACUCCAA
Columba livia (rock pigeon) is the source of this 1456-nucleotide messenger RNA. It is a transcript of the gene TMBIM6, whose product is annotated as transmembrane BAX inhibitor motif containing 6. The record is from RefSeq and is a predicted model, not a curated record. Gene Ontology annotation, cellular component: mitochondrial membrane. NCBI's taxonomy places the organism in Eukaryota, Metazoa, Chordata, Aves, Columbiformes, Columbidae. The transcript has 10 exons. Bases 196 to 906 code for a protein of 236 amino acids. Gene Ontology annotation, molecular function: enzyme binding. Gene Ontology annotation, biological process: cellular response to unfolded protein; negative regulation of RNA splicing; negative regulation of endoribonuclease activity.